Messenger RNA from Oxyura jamaicensis (ruddy duck), 1304 nucleotides. RefSeq names its product nitric oxide synthase, endothelial-like. Gene Ontology annotation, molecular function: nitric-oxide synthase activity; FMN binding. Gene Ontology annotation, biological process: nitric oxide biosynthetic process. Lineage: Eukaryota; Metazoa; Chordata; Aves; Anseriformes; Anatidae. The transcript has 10 exons. The record is from RefSeq and is a predicted model, not a curated record. The annotation marks the transcript as partial.
CCUCCCCCGGCCCCACUCUGCAGGUCAGCCAUCACCAUCUUCCCUCAGCGGGUGCCGGGCCGGGGUGACUUCCGCAUCUGGAACUCGCAGCUGAUCCGCUACGCUGGGUACCGCCAGCCCGACGGCUCUGUGCUGGGUGACCCGGCCAAUGUGGACAUCACCGAGCUCUGCGUGCACUACGGCUGGAGCCCGGGAAACGGCCGCUUCGACGUCCUGCCCCUGCUGCUGCAGGGCCCCGACGAGGCCCCUGAGCUCUUCCCCCUGCCGCCGGAGCUGGUCCUCGAGGUGCCCCUCACGCAUCCCACGCUGGAGUGGUUUGGGGAGCUGGGGCUGCGCUGGUACGCGCUGCCCGCCGUCUCCAACAUGCUGCUGGAGAUCGGGGGGCUGGAGUUCCCGGCGGCCCCCUUCAACGGCUGGUACAUGAGCAGCGAGAUCGGCACCAGGAACCUGUGCGACAGCCACCGCUACAACCUGCUGCAGGAGGUGGCCCUGCGCAUGGGGCUGGACACGCGCAAGACCUCGUCCCUCUGGAAGGACAAAGCCGCCGUGGAGGUGAACAUCGCCGUGCUGCACAGCUACCAGGUUGCCAAAGUGACGAUCGUGGACCACCACGCGGCCACCGAGUCCUUCGUGAAGCACAUGGAGAACGAGCUGCGGACGCGGGGCGGGUGCCCGGCCGACUGGGUCUGGAUCGUGCCCCCCAUCUCGGGCAGCCUCACCCCCGUCUUCCACCAGGAGAUGGUCAACUACCAGCUCUGCCCCACCUUCCGCUACCAGCCCGACGCCUGGAAGGUCUACGUCUCCAAAGGCACCACCGUCACCAGGAGGAAGACCUUCAAGGAGGUGGCCAACGCGGUGAAGAUCUCGGCCAAGCUGAUGGGGCACGUGAUGGCGCGGCGCGUGAAGGCCACCAUCCUGUACGCCACCGAGACCGGCAAGUCGCGCACCUACGCCUGGAGCCUCUGCCAGCUCUUCCGCCGUGCCUUCGACCCCAAGGUGCUGUGCAUGGACGAGUACGACAUCGUGUCCCUGGAGCACGAGACCCUGGUGCUGGUGGUGACCAGCACCUUCGGCAACGGGGACCCGCCGGAGUGCGGGGAGAGCUUCUCCAAGGCGUUGAUGGAGAUGUCCUCACCCUACACCAGCGCCUCGCAGGCUGAGCCGCCCAAGAGCUACAAGCUGCGGUUCAACAGCGUCUCGCAGUCGGACCAGCUCGUGGCCUCCUGGAAGAGGAAGCGGCGGCAGUUGAGCAACACGGACAGUGCGGGCACGCUGGGGGCCCUGCGGUACGGGAACGGGACGGG